Molecule: messenger RNA, 834 nt
Organism: Loa loa (African eye worm)
Lineage: Eukaryota; Metazoa; Nematoda; Chromadorea; Rhabditida; Onchocercidae
Exons: 5
Coding region: 1-834 (277 amino acids)
Source: RefSeq, a predicted model, not a curated record
AUGUUUCGUUGCUUUCUUUUCUACCUUAUUUAUUAUUUGGGGUUUUUCAUCCUACCUGCAUUAUUGAAUGAAAUCGAUAUACGACAAGAAGCAAAUUAUCCGGAACAUCCAUACAAACAUUUCGGUCGACAUUUCGAAUAUAUUUACGAAACGCCUUCUGCACCUGAUCGGAAACCUAAAAUUCUGCUUUCAUAUGACACUAUCGGUGAUGAUAUCGAUACAACAGGAACAGUGGAAAAUAUAGACAAUCGCCAAUCGAGAAAUCCCGGCAGUGAGUACACAACGAAUUUUUCACAAAACCCCAAUAAAGUGCAUGUCAAAAAUGCGUGGAAAGAAAGUGUAAAGGCUCGAAAGCAUGCGCAAGCAGAAUAUGAUGCAGUACGCCAACUUGCUGAUGAUAUCUUUGAUCAAGCUAAGAAAGUAUUUUCGGCAGUAACAGGUGCAUCAAUUCCGUUAUCAGAAAUUUCUGCAUCCGAAAGAGAAGUGGAUGCGGAUAUGGAAUACGACCCAAAUAGAUUUCAGUCAAUGAAAGGAAAAGAAAGCAAUCAUCUCCAAAAAUAUUACACGCAGUAUGGCAGGCGUAGGAUUUUGAAAAAUGAAGGACAGAAAGUUGAAAAAAUUGUGCCAAAUCGUGAAAAAUGGCGUAAAUAUAUGAUAGGACGAUGGAUCAGAAAUGGAUCUUCAAAAGAGCCUAGAAAUGAUGUCAGUUACGAGAUGUUUGGCUUAUUACCUAAAUUUGAUCCCAGAUUCCCGUUUGAUCGAGCGUUCAAAUUAAUGGAAGAUCUUCAACCGCCGGAAAUGUUCAAAUUUCCAUCAGCUAGUUUCUAUAUUUAA